Molecule: messenger RNA, 934 nt
Organism: Galleria mellonella (greater wax moth)
Lineage: Eukaryota; Metazoa; Arthropoda; Insecta; Lepidoptera; Pyralidae
Product: chymotrypsin-2-like
Exons: 5
Coding region: 79-921 (280 amino acids)
Biological process (GO): proteolysis
Molecular function (GO): serine-type endopeptidase activity
Source: RefSeq, a predicted model, not a curated record
AUAACGUCUAGCAAAAAAAUCUAUAUAAGUAAGUAAAUCAAUUUUAUAUUCUUAUACUCAUAGAUACACUGUUUUAAAAUGGAUCUGAGAACUGGCGUUCUGUUUGUGACGUUCCUCGUUGGCUGCAUAGCGGUGCCUACACCCGAAGCAGAUAUCAGCGUGUACUACGAGCACGCGGAUAGCAAUGCUCGUAUAGUUGGCGGAAUAGAAGCUGCGAAUGGAGCUCAUCCCCAUAUGGUGGCAUUAACCAAUGGCGUACUAGUCAGAAGCUUCUUCUGCGGUGGUUCCAUCAUCUCCCCGCGUACUAUAUUGACUGCUGCCCAUUGCAUAUCUGCCGUGUAUAGCUCCGGAGCUCUUUCCAGCAAUCUACGUGGUAUAGUGGGCACGAACCGUUGGAAUCAGGGCGGUGAGUUGUACGCUUUCACGCGCAAUCUGACCCACCAGAAUUAUGUGUCAUCCACUAUCAAGAACGACAUUGGUCUGCUGUACACAACCACCGAAAUUGUAUUCUCAUCUAUUGUGAGGUCGAUCCCGUUGAGUUACCAAAACAUCGGCGCGGGUAUAGCGGUCAGAGCUGCUGGAUGGGGAAGGAUCAGAGCCGGCGGUCCUGUGUCAGCUACUUUGCUACAAUUGGACAUCGAAACCAUCAGCGGGCAACAAUGCGUGGAGGGUGUUGCUCAAGCCUCUAUAGACUUCAACCAAUCCGCACCGCAUGUUGAACCGCAUAUCGAAUUGUGCACCUUGCACAGCCCUGGAUUUGGCGUGUGUAACGGUGAUUCUGGAAGCGCUCUGGCCCGUGUGGACAGCGGUGUCCAGAUCGGUAUUGUAUCAUGGGGCUUCCCUUGCGCGCGCGGCGCUCCAGACGUAUUCGUGAGAAUCAGCGGCUACCAAAACUGGUUAAUUCAAAAUGUGAUUCAAUAAAGUUCAUAUAGCA